Giardia duodenalis is the source of this 630-nucleotide messenger RNA. RefSeq lists its product as uncharacterized. The coding region runs from base 1 to 630 and encodes 209 amino acids. Lineage: Eukaryota; Fornicata; Diplomonadida; Hexamitidae. The transcript has a single exon. The record is from RefSeq and is a predicted model, not a curated record.
AUGUCUACUGUUAGGACGACGACGACGACCACGCGCACGACGGUCGUAACGAGCCCCGGCUCUAGUACUCCUGGGCACUAUCCACAAAACGGAUCUGCCCGCAGUGGUGGCAGUACUGCUGGACGACCUGCCGGCGGCAGUCAUCCUGCUGGCCGUUCUGGCGGUGGACGCACGAGAAGCAGCGGAGGCAGUGGCUGCAACUGUGGCGGCGCCGGUGGUGGUGGCCUUGCUGCAGCUGCGCACUGGCUCGCCCUGGCAUCUGCCAUCAUCAUUAUCGUCGCCUGGAUCUUCCGCUUUAUGGUCGCGGAUAAAAAAUACGAAAGCGCCCCUGCUUGGUUUGAGUUCUUGCUAUUUCUUUUCCUCGCCCUCAUGGUCAUCCUCGGCGGGUUUGGGAUUGGCAAUCUAGAUGGAUUUUUAGAGGAGUAUUUACAACUUACGAUAAGCAUGCUCGGCAAAGGUGUGCUUCUCAUUCUGUUUUGCUGCCGUGUCUAUGCUAAUAGGUGGGGGUGGUUUGAACGUAAGGACAGUAGCUCUAGUGCUGUAUUUCAUACUCUUGCAUCCCUCCUCUGCUGUAUUGCCGCGAGUCUGGCCAUCCUUGUUCUCUUAGUCGGUCUGGGCGUCGCCAAAUAA